AUGGACUCCACGCCUUUACUCGCUGGCAGCAACGGCCUCGCAGGCCCAGCUCUUCUACAGGACCAUCCCGUUUUUCUACGCGCCAGCCAUUCUCCGUGGUGCUUCAUACCGCAAAACGUGCUCGUCUUCUUCCGCGGCCUCAUCCUUGCCUAUCUCAUCGCCGCUGCCAUCUUGGUUUUGAACUACGAGACUACGCAGGCUACAACUGAGACAAACGUUCGACUCUUCUUCGAUUUUGCCAUCAUCAGCGGCGCCUUGGUUCUCUUGUACUUUUUAAUCACGUUUUCGUGGACUUUCACCCACUUGUACUAUCCAGAUGCCGAUGAAAUCGAUGGAGGUAUUGAAUGGUGGGUCGUUAGUCUCAUGUCUCUGCCCAGAAACCUGGCCAGCUUGCGCAAGCAGUUUUACUUUACCCUGUUUUACUUUACUACUGUCGUCUUCUCUUUUAUGAAUACGGCAAUUUACUGGUUCAUCACGCGGCCGCACGACUUGGUGAACGAUGACGACGGCAACGAUGGAAGACUGCUUGCAGUAGCGGCAGCACCAUUCAGUGAUCUUUUUGGACAAGGGUGGCUCAAAGCCUUUGCCAUUGUCAACUUGUAUGGGAUCACGUCAAUCAUCAUGGUGAUUGAGAUACUCUUUCUCAACAGUAUCAAACGCCCCUUUACCAUUGGCGCCUAUCUCUUCGCCCUUGUUGUGUUAGCUGGCCUCUACCUCGGUUGGGCCAUCAUUGGGCAUGCCGCCACUGGCGUGUACCCCUUCUUCUGGCUUGAUGAAGCAGAGGUUGGCUCCCAAGAAGCGGUAACGGCAUACUGCAUCGGCUUCGUCCUUCUGGCCCCAAUUAUGUUCAUCUUCAUGCAGGGCUUCGUUGGCGUGCGAGAGACGCUCGUUCGACCCCACGUCAUCAUUCAAGAAGCCCCUCUUGGGGCCUAG
Messenger RNA from Trichoderma virens Gv29-8, 933 nucleotides. RefSeq lists its product as uncharacterized. Bases 1 to 933 code for a protein of 310 amino acids. The record is from RefSeq and is a predicted model, not a curated record. NCBI's taxonomy places the organism in Eukaryota, Fungi, Ascomycota, Sordariomycetes, Hypocreales, Hypocreaceae. The transcript has 6 exons.